Molecule: messenger RNA, 2036 nt
Organism: Carassius auratus (goldfish)
Lineage: Eukaryota; Metazoa; Chordata; Actinopteri; Cypriniformes; Cyprinidae
Product: cyclic nucleotide-gated cation channel alpha-4-like
Exons: 7
Coding region: 38-1942 (634 amino acids)
Biological process (GO): monoatomic cation transmembrane transport
Cellular component (GO): plasma membrane; intracellular cyclic nucleotide activated cation channel complex
Molecular function (GO): intracellularly cAMP-activated cation channel activity; protein-containing complex binding; cGMP binding
Source: RefSeq, a predicted model, not a curated record
AUGAAUCGCUGGACAAGGGCUUUUCACAUGGCAACGCAUGAACAAGAAUGGUGAAGAGGAAGAGAAUAAGGAACAAGAACCAAAAGAGAAGAAGAAAGAUGAGACAACAACAUUAAAAUGGAAGGAAUGGAUAAUUGAUCCAUCUGAAGAGUUUUAUUAUACAUGGUUACAAAUUAUGAUACUCCCUAUCUGCUACAAUUGGGUCAUCAUAAUAUUCAGGACAUGCUUCUAUGCCAUUGAGGAGAAGUUUGUGGCAACAUGGCUUACCUUGGAUUAUAUUUGUGACUUGUUCUAUGUGCUUGACACAGUUAUUGGGUUUCGCACAGCUUUUCUGGAGCAGGGGAUCCUGGUGCGAGACUUGUCCCUUUUAAAAAAGCGUUACAUGCGCUCUUCUCGAUUCAAGUGGGACAUUGCCUCCCUGUUGCCCACUGAUCUACUCUACCUGAAUCUGGGGAUCCACACACCUCUAGUUCGGGUCAACCGCUUCCUGCGAACGGGCCGUAUGAACGAGGCCCUGGACCGCAUGGAAACGCGCACAUCCUAUCCAAACACCUUCCGAGUCGCCAAACUCAUGCUGUAUAUUUUCGUGCUCAUCCACUGGAACGCCUGCGUCUACUUCUCUCUGUCUAAUUACAUAGGCUUCGGUGCGGAUCCCUGGGUCUAUCCCAACAUCUCUGACCCGGACUUUGCUGCCACGAGACGCCAGUACUUCUAUUGCUUCUGGUUCUCCACUCUCAUCCUCACCACAGUGGGUGACACUCCUCCGCCUGAACGCGAAGAAGAGUAUCUGUUUUUAGUCGCAGACAUGUUGAUCGCCGUGCUAGUGUUUGCUUCUGUCGUGGGGAGCAUGGGGGACGUGAUAUCAAGCUUGCGUGAUCGUGACAACGUUUUUUUCCCCAAUCAUGAGCUGGUGAAGGGUUACCUACGCAGCCGGCGCAUCAGCAAAGAGCUGCAAAAACGCGUCAACGACUGGUACCAGCAUCUCCACAUCAACAAAAAGAUCACACGGGAGAAUGAGAUUCUUCAGCAUCUUCCAACCACACUUCAGACAGCAAUUGCAGUGAGUGUGCAUCUGCCCACUCUGUCCAAAGUCACCAUCUUUCAGAACUGUGAGACCAGUCUGUUGGAGCAGCUGGUACUUAAACUCACCCCCCAGGUGUAUAGCCCAGGAGAGUAUGUAUGCAAGAAGGGAGAUGUAGGUCAUGAGAUGUAUAUCAUUAAAGAGGGGAAGCUGGCAGUGGUUGCAGAUGAUGGAGUUACUCAGUUUGCUGUUCUGGGGGAAGGAAACUUCUUUGGAGAAAUCAGUAUCUUGAAUAUCAAAGGUAACAAAUCAGGAAAUAGACGAACAGCCAACAUUCGCAGCAUUGGUUACUCAGAUCUCUUCAGCCUAUCGAAAGAGGACCUGACUGAAACACUUCUUGAGUACCCUGCAGCCAAACGCCUGUUGGAGGAGAAGGGUCAUCAGAUCCUGACAAAGAUGGGGAUGCUGGAAGAGACAGACGAACGGGAGGGAGAGGUGGAGAAAACGGAGGACAAGGUGAAGCGCUUAGAGGCCAGCCUAGAGGCCCUGCAGACCAAACUGGCUCGGCUGAUCGCUGAAUUGGAGUCUACUGCCCGGAAAAUGAUGCAAAGAGUGGAACAACUGGAACUGCAGACCGAAGGAUGGGAAGGAAUUGUGGCCGAGGGUGCACAGGGAGAAAUAGAAGAGCAGAAAAAGGUAAAAGAGAGGGAGAUUGGGGAUGGGAAAGGGGAAGGGGAAGGGGAGAAGGAAGAUGAAGAGGAGACAGUAGUGGAAGGAGAGAGAGGAGAAGGUGAUGGAGGAGAGGAAAGCCUGGGAGAAAAGGAGAAGAAUGCAGGAGGGAAUGAGAAAAGUGAAAAGGAGAAAGAAGAGACAGGGGAAGAGCAAAUAAAGACAGAAACAAAGGAUCAGAAAAGAGAUUAAAUGCAAGUAGAGGAUAUUUGUAAAAUGUGCAACUAUACGUAAAAUAUACCGUUUUAAUGGUUGGGGUACAUUUAUAAAUCAGGGAUUUAUUAAA